Messenger RNA from Ostrea edulis (European flat oyster), 798 nucleotides. Its product is annotated as ryncolin-1-like. Lineage: Eukaryota; Metazoa; Mollusca; Bivalvia; Ostreida; Ostreidae. The record is from RefSeq and is a predicted model, not a curated record. The coding region runs from base 66 to 518 and encodes 150 amino acids. The transcript is spliced from 4 exons.
UGGUUCCCAAUAUGAAAGUUGCGCAGAUAUUUUUAACAAAGUAGAUGACGUAGAAGACGGUGUAUAUGAGAUAUACGUGGGCGGUCAAAAAAAAGGAAGUGUUCUGUGACAUGACUACGGAGGGAGGCGGUUGGACGGUCAUUCAAAAAAGAAUCGAUGGAUCUACGGACUUUUAUAAAACCUGGGAAGAAUACAAAAAUGGAUUUGGAGACCCGUGCAAAAACUACUGGAUUGGAAAUGACGCAAUUCAUACUUUAACAAAGACAAAGAAUCAAGUACUUUCGGUUGGACUUCAAAGUUUUGAUUGUGACGAGACGCGUGUUUUGUAUUACACAUUUGCUGUCGGGGAUAGGGAAAAUAAUUACAACCUCACUGUAUCGGAUUUCACAGGAUCAGCAAGAGACAGUUUUUCUCCUCACAACGGAAUGAUGUUCUCUACAUGGGACAGAGAUUAUGACACCAUCUAUCUUAACUGCAGAAUCCUAUCAUGGAGCCUGGUGGUACAACAAUUGUUAUGACUCAAACCUGAACGGAAAGUAUCCUGGAUCUGCCCAGAAUGGUGGCAAAUUCAUGAUUUGGAAUGGAUGGAAAUAUCAGGCGCUAAAAGGAUCGUUGAUGAUGGUGAAACCCAAAUAGGUGGAAUUCUGCAGCCCAUUUCACAGUUCUAAUUGUUCCUCGAGUAGUGAACAGUAUCAUUCUCUUUAAAACAAUCGUUGAAUUGUUUUCUGUUUAUAAGUAUAAAGUACUGAAACUACCGAUGUUUUGUUCUAUUGACUAAAUAAUGCAAACUAUGCAAUA